AUUUUUUUAUUUUAUCUUUUAUAUUCAUUUUCUCACUUUUUAACUAUCUCAUUAAUUAUAUUUACUAUAAUAUUUUGCCAGGAUUAUUUACAUAUUAACUAUAAUAAUUCGACAUAUUUGAAUGAAACCACUCUAUUUGUGAUAAGAAUUCAAAAUGGUUAACAAAUAUUUUUUUUAUUUUCUUAUGUAUCGGUUAGACAUGGACAUUCGGAUAACUAUUCAGCUACGAGUUAUUUCUUUGGGUUAUUAUGCUUUUUGAGUUUUGAAACUAGACUUCAUUUCGGUAUUAUAAAUUUUCAUGUGUGUUUCGAAUCGGGUCUAGAUGAAUUCAGUCUUAAUAUAUACAAACCUACAAAUAUCCAAAAACUAAUGUAUUUGACGCCUGUACGGAUAUUUGUAUGAACAGUAAGAAUAUUAACCGAUUCAAUUCGGGUAUGUUGAAUUCAAAUUAAACUAAAAAUAACCAAAUAACCAAAAGUAAUCAUAUUACUCUAUUUGAUUCAGGUUCGAUUAUGAUGUAUAGAAAUCUAAAAGUACUUAUGCAAUUAAUUAUAUUAUGACACAUAAAAUAUAUAAUACUAAACAUAAAAAUAAAAAUAAAAUAUCGAUUUAUAAGAAAGUAAAAAUUAACACCCGCACGGGUGUGCGGGUCAAUCUCUAGUUGAUAUUACAACAUGGUCAAUAAUUCAUUACUAUAUUUUGGGAUGGAAAUUUCAGUGCUACUAUAUAUUUAAUGAAAAAAAUAAAAACUCUCAGCAAUUUAUCAAUUUUCUUGUUGAAAAUUAUAGGAACCCAACAAGAAAAAUAUCAAUAACUACCAACAAUAAGUCUGUUAAAAAUUAGGACUAAAAACAACGAUUCAUCAGAAUUCACCGACGGAACAUCUGUAGAAAUUAAAAAUUAAACUCUUGACUUUAGGUUAUAUAUUGAUCUUUGCCAACUGAUUCUCAAAAUACAUAUUACUAACAAUCCUCAUAAAAAGUUUAUUUUUUCAAAAAGAUCACAGCACUGGUCCAACACGAGCAAGCGAUACCUAUUGCUUUCUUACGAACAUUCCUCCACAAAUUUAACCGUCUAGUGGAUUUUAGAAAGAUAAAAAACGUCUCGUGGAUCUCAAAAUGUUCAGAAUAAAUAUAUUUUAUUAACAAGAUAGUUAUCUUCAGUGUCAAUAUCAUUUCUUACUUUUACAUCAUAGUUACAAUAAUUUCUUUAAAAUAUUUAGAAAAGCUAAAAUGUUAUGUAUUAAAGAUUCCUUUGGUUGGUUUCUUAGUGCUACAUUUGUUAUUGGAAGACAAGUUAAAUCGAAGUACUCUUUCCGUGCAAAAACCAGAGCCGUUAUUUUAGGAGUGUGUUCUUUGUCGCCAAGUUAAUGUUCCCAAGUUGCCCUUACCUUUUGCGUUUGGGAGAUAUGGUGCACUGCAAAAAACUGUUUACACAUCCAAGGGUAUUAUUGGAGUAUUUCAUGUAAAUAUUUAUUUGAUAGUUUCAGUUUAAUCGUUCCUUUUCAUUUCAAAUUCCUUCCUCAGAAAAGAAAGAGGCAAUAACAAAGAGGCAAUAUUUAUCAUACAUGAAAAUCCAAUAUCAGGUAGAAAAAUUCUACUAACAGGCAGAUAACAAGCUCGGAUGUAGUCUCACUGUCGGUGAGAUGAAUACACCAUAUGAGGCGACUGUGAUUUCACGAGCCUGAGUUUUGGAGAGGAACGAUCUCAAGAGUAAACCGGAAGAUACGCAUCCAGCUAGCUACAUAUGAAAAUACAGGUUUCUUAAUCGAAGGAAAGCACAAUCGGCUCUGAAAGAAGAAUGACUCCGCACGUCAGCACCCCUUAACGCUCUGAUAUUUCGUAUAUUUUUAUAUGUUUAAUACAUGAUGUUAAACAAAAGAUAAUGCAAAUAUCUUCCUCUCGCUGAUGUAAUAAGAAAAAAAUAAUUCAUAUAAAUUAUGAUUAUCCAAUACUCCCCCAUACACCUUCUAUAUAUCUGUGUAGAUAUAAAAUUUAAGGAGUGAUAAUUGAUGAUACAAAGUCCUACAAACAUAAACAUCUCCAUGAUAGGCCAAAGAUUGCGGCUGAGAUGCCUCGGAUACCUUUGCUUUAUCCAAUGUGGGUAACAAAGUGGUCGGAGAUACAAUCUAUAAACUCAUUUCCCCUCAUUUCUAAGCAAAAGAUAUGUAUAUUAUAAGAUAAUACAUAUCUAACACACACCCAGGCCAUCAAUGUAUACCAUGGUUAAAUAGCCAUUUAAACGGCACGUUUUCUAAUCUCCUAGACAAGUUUACUGUGUUUUAAGUUAACUUUCAUUCCACGUCUUUUAGAUGCUAGCUAACAUGUACUGUUUAGCCCAUAUGGUUGGAGGUAAAAAUAUAAAUAUGUUUUCCGGUGAAUUUUUCUCCUUGAGUUUGGUUGCGUAAUGGGAUAAUGAAUGAGAUUUAAAUAUUACCAUAAAUAGUAUGUCCUAUAUAUGUUUUUAUCAUUUUUUCAAAAAGAAUUACUUUGUUUGUCUUGGCAGUUGGCACACUCAAUGUUGGCACACUCAAUAACUACUUAUCACAGUAUCACUAUUGUUAGUUCUGCAAUCUGUUAGAAAUGCAUCUUAUACCAUUGAAUCAAAGGGAUUAAUGUUCAUAAUUUAAUUUGGGAAAACUGAAAAGAAAAAUGUAUCAAAAGCUUUAUGCCUUUUUUUACGCCCAUGUCUCUCCCGUGUGGCGACGGUGUGGAGAUUUUUCUUGACUGAAAAAAGAGAAAACAGAUUUGGUCAAUAAUAACUUUCUAGACACCAUAUUAUCACAAUAUUAACUUUUUAGAAAUCAGAUAAUAAUCCAUUAUUCAACAAAUUGCAACCCCAGUUUGUCAUAAUUUUAAGCAAUUGGUUGGAACGCUAUCAGUGCUUGAUAUGUUUUACCUUAAUCAAUACAAUUAUGGAUAUAAGAAAUGAGUAUAUGUAAUAUACAUAUAUAGAUUAAUGUGACAUGAUCUAGGUGCAUAUUUACUAAACUUUUAUGUUAGAAACUUUGUUAUUGCUUCACCCAAUUGCAGAAAAUGGGCUCCACACCCAAACCUUUGCUCUCAUUUACUCUAUAAAACCAUCUCCUCUCUUCACACACCAAAAACUCCAUCAAAAUUCCACUAUCUUUUUUCUGUUUCACCUACCUUUCUGCUCAAGAAGAAAAAAAACCGUAACUUUUUGCCCAAGUUAACUCCAAAAUGCAGCCGCAAACCGAUGUUUUCAGCCUCCAGAACUACCUAAACUCCUCGAUCCCAUCUCCAUAUCCUUCCCAUUUCCAGAUAUCAUCGCCAUUUCCAAUCAACGGUCAAAACCCUAACUCCUUCUACGGAUUUCAAAAUGCUACAAACAAUCCACAAUCCAUGAGCCUAAGCAGCAACAACUCGACAUCAGACGAAGCCGAAGAGCAGCAGACGGACAAGAACAUAAUCAACGAGCGGAAGCAAAGAAGGAUGAUAUCAAACAGAGAAUCCGCAAGGAGAUCGCGUAUGAGGAAGCAGCGACACCUUGACGAGCUUUGGUCUCAGGUGAUGUGGUUGAGGAUCGAGAAUCAUCAGUUGCUUGAUAAGCUUAACAAUCUCUCUGAAUCGCACGAGAAAGUUCUUCAAGAGAAUGCUCAGCUUAAAGAGGAAACAUCUGAGCUUAAGCAAGUCAUCAGUGAUAUGCAAAUUCAAAGCCCUUUCUCUUGCUUCAGAGACGAUAUAAUCCCCAUUGAAUAGUGCAUUUUUACCCCAUGUACCACGGUUCAUAUAUGUAUUAAUAUUAUGUGUGUAUAUCCGGAGAUCUUUUUUGUUUACCAAAAGUUCCGGGUCUUAGUCCUCAUGCCGGGGAUGAGAGAAGGUUAAUUAGUCCAAAGAUUAGCGUUAAUGAAGAACAAAUAUAAGUGGUGUUGGUCAAAUCAUGGGUCAUAUUGGUGAUGGGGACACUGUAAGGUGGUGUGGGUUUUGUUUUUUAUUACAACGAUUUCCAAAUUUCCAACUA
Brassica rapa (field mustard) is the source of this 3981-nucleotide messenger RNA. Its product is annotated as basic leucine zipper 43. Gene Ontology annotation, molecular function: DNA-binding transcription factor activity. The record is from RefSeq and is a predicted model, not a curated record. Gene Ontology annotation, biological process: regulation of DNA-templated transcription. NCBI's taxonomy places the organism in Eukaryota, Viridiplantae, Streptophyta, Magnoliopsida, Brassicales, Brassicaceae.